AGAGCAAGCUAUUGAAGACACAAAGAGAAGAAUUUAUAUUUUAAACGAAACUCAAAAAGUUGUCUCUCUGACCUGUGAAUCUGUAGGAGUGUCGGGGGAUUCUGAAAAAGGCUGAGACUAAAGUGAUAAAAACUGGAAGAAGAAACUAUAAAGGUCUCAAAGCUUUAGCUGUCCGGGCUCAUUGUAGAAUAUAAUUGGUGUGGUUCCUCCACAGGAGAUUUUUAAUUUUUUGCUUUCCUGAAUUGUAACAAACACAACUCCGAGACAGAGCUGAGACUAGGUUGCUGGCAAGCUGGAAGCCAGCUGGGAACCAAUCAGCGCGCAGUGGCGCUGUGUGUAUAUAUAACACACACAUUCUCGGUCUGGGUACUCAACUCUUGAGUCUUUAAUUUUUUACUGUUAGGCAUCCACACCAACAACCAUGUCUGAAAUCGUACCUGCUGCGCCUCCUGUUACUUCUGCGGAAAAGACGCCUGUGAAGAAGAAGGCUCGCAAGUCUGCUGGUGCCGUGAAGCGCAAGGCGUUCAGGCCCCCGGUAUCCGAGCUCAUCACCAAGGCUGUCGCCGCUUCCAAGGAGCGCAGCGGCGUGUCCCUGGCUGCGCUCAAGAAGGCGCUGGCAGCUGGCGGCUACGACGUGGAGAAGAACAACAGUCGGAUCAAGCUGGGUCUCAAAAGCCUGGUGAGUAAGGGAACCCUGGUGCAGACCAAGGGCACUGGCGCCUCGGGCUCUUUCAAGCUCAACAAGAAGUCGGCCACCGGAGAAGCCAAGCUCAAAGCCAAGAAAGCUAGCGCGACCAACCCCAAGAAGGCUACUGGGCCAAAGAAGCCCAAGAAGGCCACAGGCGCUGCCAGUCCGAAAAAAACCGCUAAGAAGACCCCGAAGGCAAAGAAACCAUUAGCAGGUACCGGGGCCAAGAAAGUUGUCAAGAGUCCGAAAAAGGUGAAGACAGACAAACCGAAGAUGGCCAAGAGUCCAGCCAAGGCCAGAAUUCAUAAGCACAAGGUAGGCAAGCUUAAAGCGGUCAAGCCAAAAAAGGCGGCCCCAAAAAAGAAGUAAGAAAAAAAGACUUGAGUACCUUAAAGGCUCUUUUCAGAGCCACCCAAUUAAUCUUAAAGAACUUGUAACACCAUUUUUGCCGGAGGCGGAGGUUGGGAGGAGCGGUUUUAUUUCCUCGCUCGGAAUGGAGGUCCCAGUGCACAGGAAUCUUUCAGAGAAAAGGUGGUUGGCUCUGAAAAGAACCUUUGG
Physeter macrocephalus (sperm whale) is the source of this 1246-nucleotide messenger RNA. RefSeq names its product histone H1.4-like. Gene Ontology annotation, biological process: nucleosome assembly; chromosome condensation; negative regulation of DNA recombination. Gene Ontology annotation, cellular component: euchromatin; nucleosome; nucleus. The record is from RefSeq and is a predicted model, not a curated record. NCBI's taxonomy places the organism in Eukaryota, Metazoa, Chordata, Mammalia, Artiodactyla, Physeteridae. Bases 422 to 1057 code for a protein of 211 amino acids. Gene Ontology annotation, molecular function: nucleosomal DNA binding; structural constituent of chromatin; double-stranded DNA binding. The transcript has a single exon.